Bipolaris victoriae FI3 is the source of this 189-nucleotide messenger RNA. RefSeq lists its product as hypothetical. The annotation marks the transcript as partial. Lineage: Eukaryota; Fungi; Ascomycota; Dothideomycetes; Pleosporales; Pleosporaceae. The record is from RefSeq and is a predicted model, not a curated record. The transcript has a single exon.
UUCUCUUUACCUCCUCCCCCCCCCCAAGCCAGGGGAACGGGCAAGGGGGGUUACGCCCGACGUGUUACCCCAAGUCGGACCGACCCCCAACAAUCAACUUCCCCUUGUAAACGGAAUACCCUUCGGAUAAUGCACGAAAAGGCGACAAGACAAAAGGCCGACGACCCAUGUGUUUUGUUAUUUUGUUGA